This is a messenger RNA of Striga hermonthica, 423 nucleotides long. The record is from the annotation of a GenBank genome assembly. Lineage: Eukaryota; Viridiplantae; Streptophyta; Magnoliopsida; Lamiales; Orobanchaceae.
AUGGCGGGGAUGAUUGCUCAGGAUUGGGAGCCGGUGGUGAUCCGCAAGAAGCCGCCGACUGCCGCCGCCCGGAAAGACGAGAAAGCGGUCAACGCCGCCCGCCGUGCAGGGGCCGAGAUCGAAACUAUAAGAAAGGCUAAUGCUGGCUCGAACAAAGCUGCUAAAAGCACCACCACACUAAACACGAGGAAGCUUGAUGAAGACACAGAGAAUCUGGCUCAUGAAAAGGUCCCGACUGAGUUGAAGAAAGCUAUCAUGCAGGCCCGAAUGGAUAAGAAACUUACACAAGCUCAACUUGCUAAGAUGAUAAACGAGAAGCCUCAGAUAAUACAAGAAUAUGAAUCUGGAAAGGCAAUACCCAACCAGCAGAUCAUUUCUAAACUGGAGAGGGCGCUUGGUGUAAAAUUGCGGGGAAAGAAAUAG